Coregonus sp. 'balchen' is the source of this 12807-nucleotide messenger RNA. NCBI's taxonomy places the organism in Eukaryota, Metazoa, Chordata, Actinopteri, Salmoniformes, Salmonidae. The record is from the annotation of a GenBank genome assembly.
AUGCCUCCCAGGCCGUCUUCAGGGGAACUAUGGGGCAUGCACUUGAUGCCCCCGAGCAUCCAGGUGGACUUCCUUCUCCCCAAUGGGAUGAUUCUGACAUUGGAGUGCACACGUGAGGCCACACUCAUCUCGGUCAAACAGGACCUCUUCAAAGAGGCCAGGAAGUAUCCUCUCCACCACCUCCUACAGGAGGAGACCUCCUACAUCUUUGUCAGCGUUACUCAAGAGGCUGAGAGAGAGGAGUUCUAUGAUGAGACGAGGAGACUGUGCGACCUCAGGCUUUUUCAGGCCUUCCUGAAAGUCAUCGAGCCAGUAGGCAAUCGAGAGGAGAAAAUACUAAAUCGAGAAAUUGGUAUGUCUCGUAUUCUUUAUACUAAGUCACUGACGUCACAUAAGCACACUCUAAGUAUGGUGUGGCCUCAGGCUGUUUUCAAAACCAGCCCUCAAAUUUCAUGAUUGAAUAUUGAGUGCGAUAAAGCUUGAUAAAAUGUAGCUGUAGGAGUGCAUGAAAUUCUCUCCUUUUUUUGUGCAGGUUUUGCCAUAGGAAUGCCUAUAUGUGAGUUUGACCUGGUCAAGGACGCAGAGGUCCAGGACUUUAGAAGGAACAUAUUAAAUGUCUGCAAGGAGUCUGUGGACCUCCGAGACACUAACGGACCCAUCAGUAGAGCGUUGUACGUCUACCCUCCCAAUGUAGAGUCGUCAGUAGAACUACCCAAGCACAUCUUCAAUAAGCUUGACAAAGGUAGGACAUGGGAGACGCACACAGAAGGUUUGGGUCUGUGGCAAAGGGAAACUAUCCCAGCCAUGUACAGCCUAAUUUUGUAUCAAAAUAACCUAUUGUAAGCGUUGACAGAACUACCACCCACUUGUUUUAAAUAUAUGUUUGGUGACGUGUGAUGUAUCGGAUUGGAAGGUACCUCACUUACCAUGCCAUAAUAACACAUUUAUUGCUCUUUCCCUCCAGGUCAAAUCAUAGUGGUCAUCUGGGUCAUCGUGUCGCCAAGCAACGACAAGCAGAAGUACACACUGAAAAUCAACCACGACUGCGUGCCGGAGCACGUGAUCGCAGAGGCCAUCCGCAAGAAAACGCGUAGCAUGCUGCUGUCCCACGAGCAACUCAAGAUGUGCGUGCAGGAGUAUCAGGGCAAGUACAUCCUCAAGGUGUGCGGCUGCGAUGAGUACCUGCUGGAGAAAUACCCCCUGAGUCAGUACAAGGUAAACACAGACACAUACACACAUUUCUCUGAUGCCUACUCCACAUCUUGAAUAGGGAUACAUUCAAACAUAUGUUGUAGUUAGUCUCUUGCCUGUGUGUUUAAAUAUAAUAAAUAAAUGAGUGAUUCGAAAGAAGAAAUUCUCAAAUAAUGCAUUUUAUUGACGACAGUCGGUGAUCUGAAUCUUUGGCUUUUGAAAUUCUUCCUUUGAAUCCUGUCUGGAGCAUGUUUGAAUGACUGGCCAAUGACUAGCUAGCAAUGUUACACAGGUAAUAGCAACUGUGCAAAAGAAGGGUUGCCAUUCUUUGCAUGUUUAAUACCUCGCUUGGUGUAGCAUCUAAUGCCCUUAUAAUGUAUAUUGCCUUUCCUUCCCAGUACGUGAGGAGUUGCAUCAUGCUGGGGCGCAUGCCCAACCUCAUGCUAAUGGCCAAGGACAGCCUGUACUCGCAGCUGCCCAUCGACACCUUUACCAUGCCCUCGUAUGCCCGCCGCAUCUCCACGGCCACUCCCUACAUGAACGGCGAGACGGCCACCAAGUCUCUAUGGACCAUCAAUGGCACGCUGAGGAUAAGGAUACUGUGUGCCACCUACGUCAACGUCAACAUCAGGGACAUUGACAAGGUACUGUACUUGAGGACCUUUGGGUGGUGUUCAGUAGGGCAUAACAAAAUGUUUUGCUACAGAAAACAAAAACCUGUGUUCUUAUUAAACAAGUUCAAGUAGUACCUCCCUGUUUCCAAAAGUUUUUUUCCUCACUGAACCCUGUUGUCAGUUCUGUUGUACAUAUCAGUGCAGGUCCUUGUGGAGAAGGGGAACUACAUUUAGAUGGACUAUUUGAAUAGAUCAAGUUCACGAUUGGGCCGAAAUGUCCUGGAUGUCAUUGUUCUUUUUAGUAGCACAAUAAAGGUUUCUGUCAAAGACAUCUAUGUAAAUUAUUAAUGUGUGUCCCUGCUAUUGAUCUAGAUCUACGUCCGGACUGGGAUUUACCACGGUGGGGAGCAGCUGUGUGACAACGUGAACACUCAGCGCGUGCCAUGCUCAAACCCCAGGUAUGCCAUCCUGCAUCAUAAUAAACUGUACUUUCUUAAUGAAGUUAUUGCUAAAUCGCAUACUGUAGUGUAGCCUACUUACUGUUAGCUUCAUAGGGAUGUCUGUUUUGAUUGGGAAAAUGUUCUUGUUGUCCAUCCAAGGUGGAACGAGUGGCUGAACUACGACAUGUACAUUCCAGACAUCCCCCGCGCCGCCCGCCUCUGUCUGUCCAUCUGUUCCGUGAAAGGGAGGAAGGGGGCCAAGGAGGUGAGCUCUCCCUCCUGCCCACCAGUUUCAGGAAUUUAUUGUUUCUGACAAAAAAUAGUUACUUUGGUUUGGUCAAACUAUCAGAAGUGUAAAUCAGGUCUCAAACUCAAAAUACUAGGGGCCAAUGUUGGUCUUACUGUUAUCAUGGGGGCCGGAGGGAAGCAGCUUCGGGCCUGAUGUGGCCCCCGGGCUGCGAGUUUGAGAUCCCUGGUGUAGAUGAAUAAUGAUUGGGGAAUAAAUGGAGAAGUGGAAAAAGUACAUGAAUUAGUUGUUUGGGUAGCGUAAUUGAAAUGAACAUUAUCGCUCACUUUCCUGGCUUUGGCAAAUCCUACUUGUGUGUCACAUGCAUUUUCUUUGCACAACAAUAGCUUUCAAUCUCGUACUUAGCUUGGGAUUCUAUAUCCUCUUUAUCAAUUUAUUUUUUAACUCGAUUUACGUUGAUCCCAAUUUCAAUGCAACUCCAUACAUUGACUACAAUACAAUCCAUCAUUGUGCUUAUGUUGCUACAGGAGCACUGUCCACUAGCCUGGGGAAACAUCAACCUGUUUGAUUACACCCACACGCUGGUGGCUGGAAAGAUGGCCCUCAACCUGUGGCCCGUGCCCCACGGCCUGGAAGACCUGCUCAAUGCUAUCGGAGUCACCGGCUCCAAUCCAAACAAGGUCUGAGGUGUUGGCUAGCUAGCUACACACGCAUAUGGAAAGACACACACUGGAUCUAACACACCACACAAAGCUACAGUUCGCAAUAAUCCGCAUCUCCCCUCUCAUUGUCUAAGCCUCUUAUCCACCUUAUUAAUUACUCAUUGACAUACAACCAAACCCCACAAUAGGACGCCAUUGUUCUCAUAAGUCCUUUUGAACGACCUCAAAUGACCUUUCCAUUAUAUUGCUCUGGGCCCACAGGAAACCCCUUGCCUGGAGCUGGAGUUUGACCACUUCAGUAACCCGGUAAAGUUCCCUGACAUGCCGGCCAUCGAGGAGCACGCCAACUGGAACAUAUCCCGGGAGCUGGGCUUCAACUACUGCCACACCGGUUUGGUAAGUCCCAAGUGGGGCGGCAGGUAGCUUAGUGGUUAAGAGCGUUGUGCCAGUAACCGAAAGGUCGCUGGUUCUAAUCCCCGAGCCGACUAGGUGAAAAAUCUGUCGAUGUGCCCUUGAGCAAGGCACUUAACCCUAAUUGCUCCUGUAAGUCGCUCUGGAUAAGAGCGUCUGCUAAAUGACUAAAAUGGAAAUGGAAAUGGAAGUGAUUUUGUUUGGUCUAAGUCAAUAUUGACAUUGUACGUUCAUCUGUUGUAUUGAUUUAAUCUUUUCACGCAUGGGUUCCAAAUAUCUCUAACAGUCGCCCGAGCGUGAGUGUUUUUUAUGCACGUGAUAUCUGAAUGUACUCACUGUUCCAAAAUGUGAUUGUUACGCAACAGGACAGUUACCCACGCUGCCCUCAAACCAAGGCAUGCUGCCUGCUAAUUAUCUAUAGGUUAUGUUUCAAUUGGUCAAUUUAAAUGUAUUUUCUAACAAAUUGUAUUUUCUAACAACAGUUUGAAUUGAGGUGUGUUCUGCCUCCUCAUUAAUUCACAUAAGAAGUAGCCCAUUUCACUGUUGCGGACAAUUUAUGUUUGAGGCUUUACUGAGCCGGACAAACUUCUCUCUUCAGCGAGAGCCCAAGCACUUCCCCAGUGUUUCCCCAGAUCAAGUAUGAAGACAUUGCACAUCUCUAGUCAGAGCAGGCAUUGCACAAACGUUUUCCCCGGCACAUUUUCUGGCUGGUGUCCGCAUUGCCUUCAUUGUUGUUUUCCUUACAAAUAAUAUAUUUGGACAUGUGUGCAUUCCAUUCAAAGUAAGUGCCUUAUUUUCUGUAUAUCGUGUUGUCGUUUCAACUGUAGCAUACCGCAUGUAAACACAGCAAAAAAAUAAACAUCCUCUCACUGUCAACUAUGUUUAUUUUCAGCAAACUUAACAUGUGUAAAUAUUUGUAUGAACAUAAGAUUCAACAACUGAGACAUAAACUGAACAAGUUCCACAGACAUGUGACUAACACAAAUGGAAUAAUGUGUCCCUGAACAAAGGGGGGGUCAAAAUCAAAAGUAACAGUCAGUAUCUGGUGUGGCCACCAGCUGCAUUAAGUACUGCAGUGCAUCUCCUCCUCAUGGACUGCACCAGAUUUGCCAGUUCUUGCUGUGAGAUGUUACCCCACUCUUCCACCAAGGCACCUGCAAGUUCCCGAACAUUUCUGGGGGGAAUGGCUCUAGCCAUCAACCUCCAAUCCAACAGGUCCCAGAUGUGCUCAAUGGGAUUGAGAUCCGGGCUCUUCGCUGGCCAUGGCAGAACACUGACAUUCCUGUCUUGCAGGAAAUCACGCACAGAACGAGCAGUAUCGCUGGUGGCAUUGUCAUGCUGGAGGGUCAUGUCAGGAUGAGCCUGCAGGAAGGGUACCACAUGAGGGAGGAGGACGUCUUCCCUGUAACGCACAGCAUUGAGAUUGCCUCCAAUGACGACAAGCUCAGUCCGAUGAUGCUGUGACACGCCGACCCAGACCAUGACGGACCCUCCACCUCCAAAUCGAUCUCGCUCCAGAGUACAGGCCUCAGUGUAACGCUCAUUCCUUCGACGAUAAACACGAAUCCAACCAUCACCCCUGGUGAGACACAACUGCAACUCGUCAAUGAAGAGCACUUUUUGCCAGUCCUGUCUGGUCCAGCGACAGUGGGUUUGUGCCCAUAGGCGACGUUGUUGCCGGUGAUGUCUGGUGAGGACCUGCCUUACAACAGGACUACAAGCCCUCAGUCCAGCCUCUCUCAGCCUAUUGCGGACAGUCUGAGCACUGAUGGAGGGAUUGUGCGUUCCUGGUGUAACUCGGGCAGUUGUUGUUGCCAUCCUGUACCUGUCCCGCAGGUGUGAUGUGCGAAUGUACCGAUCCUGUGCAGGUGUUGUUACACGUGGUCUGCCACUGCGAGGAUGAUCAGCUGUCCGUCCUGUCUCCCUGUAGCGCUGUCUAAGGCGUCUCACAGUACGGAUAUUGCAAUUUAUUGCCCUGGCCACAUCUGCAGUCCUCAUGCCUCCUUGCAGCAUGCCUAAGGCACGUUCACGCAGAUGAGCUACCUGAGUGUGUCCAAUAAGAACGCAAAACCUUUUACAACUGAGUGCUUAUUGAAUGCGACCCUGCUUCCCACCAGUACUGUAGUUUUAAUAAGCAGCAUACUGGUCUCUAUUGCAGAGUAACAGACUGGCGAGGGACAACCCUCUGACGGACAGUGACAACGAACAGCUGCGUCUGGUGUGUAACAGAGACCCACUGUCUGAAAUCACUGAGCAGGAGAAGGACUUCCUGUGGAGGCACAGGUAAUACUGUGUGUGUGUGCUUUAUCAACAAAUCCAUAUUUUCUAUUAUGAAAAACACAUAAACAAAACCCACGCAAGAUUUAUCAAACAUUUCUUACAUCUGAAAUAGUUUGGUUACCUGCUCAAGCUACUAAAACACUUGUUAUAAUAACAGAUGUGUGCUGCUCAUGAUUGAGAAAUGAGGCCCAGUGUGUGUGUGUGUGUGUGUGUGUAUGCGUGUACAGUGCGUGUGAUCGUAAGGGAGGAAACAAGCAAUUUUCUACAUUCACAUUUUUGCUAUUCUCUCCUCCUACAGACAUUACUGUGUCAGUAUCCCGGAGAUACUGCCCAAGAUUCUCCUGGCAGUGAAAUGGAACUCCAGGGAUGAGGUUGCGCAGGUAAACAGUCUCACAUUUCAACUGCUGACACUUGACUUUAUAGCCUACCAUGGCAAGGGGAAAUUUGAUAUACACUUAACAAAAAUAUAAACGCAACAAUUACAGUUCAUAUAAGGAAAUCAGUCAAUUGAAAUCAAUUCAUUAUGCCCUAAUCUAUGGAUUUCACAUGACUGGGAAUGUAGAUAUCCUUCAGAUAAUAUAUAUAUUUAGGGGUGUGGAUCGGAAAACCAGUCAGUAUCUGGUGCGAAACAUCUCCUUCGCAUAGAGUUGAUCAGGCUGUUGAUUGUGGAAUGUUGUCCCACUCCUCUUCAAUGGCUGUGCGAAGUUGCUGGAAAUUGGCGGGAACUGGAACACACGUUCGUACACGUCGAUCCAGAGCAUCCCAAACAUGCUCAAUGGGUGACAUAUCUGGUGAGUAUACAGGCCAUGGAAGAACUGGGAAGUUUUCAGCUUCCAGGAAUUAUGUACAGAUACUUGCGACAUGGGGCCGUGCAAUAUCAUGCUGAAACAUGAGGUGAUGGCGGCAGAUUAGUGGCACGACAAUGGGCCUCAGGAUCUCGUCACAGUAUCUCUGUGCAGUCAAAUUGCCAUCGAUAAAAUGCAAUUGUGUUUGUUGACUGUAGCUUAUGCCUGCCCAUACCAUAACCCCACUGCCACCAUGGGGCACUCUUGUUCACAUCAGCAAACCGCUCUCCCAAACGAUGCCAUCUGCCUGGUACUGUUGAAAUUGGGAUUCAUCUGUGAAGAGCACACUUCUCCAGCGUGACAGUGACCAUCGAAAGUGAGCAUUUGCCCACUGAAGUUGGCUACGACGCCGAACUGCAGUCAGGUCAAGACCCUGGUGAGGACGACGAGCACGCAGAUAAGCUUCCCUGAGACGGUUUCUGACAGUUGAUGCAGAAAUUCUUCAGUUGUGCAAACCCACAAUUUCAUCAGCUGUCCAGGUGGCUGGUCUCAGACAAUCCCGCAGGUGAAGAAGCUGGAUGUGGAGGUCCUGGGCUGGCGUGGUUACAUGUGGUCUGCGGUUGUGAGGCCAGUUGGACGUACUGCCAAAUUCUCUAAAACGAUGUUGGUGACUUAUGGUAGAGAAAUUAACAUUCAAUUCUCUGGCAACCGCUCUGGUGGACAUUCCUGCAGUCAGCAUGCCAAUCACAUGCUCCCUCAACUUGAGACAUCUGUGGCAUUGUGUUGUGACACAAUUGCACAUUUUAGAGUAGGGUUUUAUUGUCCCCAGCACAAGUUGCACCUGUGUAAUGAUCAUGCUGUUUUAAUCAGCUUCUUGAUAUGCCACACCUGCCAGGUGAAUGGAUUAUCUUGGCGAAGGCGAAAUGCUCACAAGGAUGUAAACAAAUUUGUGCACAAAAUUGUAGAGAAAUAAGCAUUUUGUGCAUAUAUAAACUCUCUGGGAUCUUUUAUUUCUGGUCAUGAAACAUGGGACCAACAUUUUACAUGUUGAAUUUUAUAUUUUAGUUCAGUAAUUUAAUAAAUGUCAUCCGAUUUUGUUUUUUCCUCAAACUUUGAUUUGAAUUUUUUAUAUACCAUUUUUUUUGUAUUUGUUAAUCUUUGUUCCAGAUGUAUUGCCUUCUAAAGGACUGGCCAGCCAUAAAGCCAGAACAAGCCAUGGAGUUGCUGGACUGCAACUUCCCCGAUCCCAGGAUCCGAGACUUUGCAGUGAAGUGCCUUGAAAAAUACUUAACGGACGACAGACUCUCUCAAUACCUCAUUCAGCUGGUCCAGGUACAAUAUAAUAAGACCCACUCAUAGUCUUUAAUGAAUAAAGAGAUAGAAUGGACAAGCCUCACCCUAUCCACACACUAUUCUAUGAGGUUUCUGGGAUUCAACAUGGAUGCCGCUGACUGUCAGCUUGAUGUGAUGUGUUUUUGAAUGGCUUUGACACCUACAGAUUUAAUUAUUGACACUACAUAAAGAAUUCAAUAUGACCCCUCUGGUUAACUGCUCUCUUUUACAUGGUGGCUUCUAUUCAGUCAGAUACAUUUCUAUGGAAAGAAAUACAUUUUGCGUUCAUUUGGGUGUGUGUUCUGAACAUUCACUGUGUUUGUCUGGCCACCAGGUUCUGAAGUACGAGCAGUACCUCGAUAACCCACUGGCCCGCUUCCUGCUGAAGAAGGCUUUGACCAAUCAGCGGAUAGGACAUUUCUUCUUUUGGCAUCUCAAGUGAGUUUGAUUUCUGUUUGUUUCCUUACUAGCCCAGUAACCUUAGUGUUUAUGAAACCAAAUGUGUGUGUUGUGGAUUGCUUAAAUUUGCCUUAGGCAGACGGAAUUCCAUUCCGCUGGUGUAAAAUCUUUCUCCAAGGUCCUGUAAAACCUGCUUAAUUUGUGUAUUUUAGGGUUUAAGUAAAGGAAAAAAAGCUUACAGAGGGGAAUUUGCCAGAUCAAGUUACAUUGAUAUUGACUGUGUUCAUGCAUAGUCACAAGACUGAUGUGUUUUGGAAAUGUUUCUGAAUACAUUUCUAUGGGUCAUGCAGAUUGAGAAGUCUUGCUAGUACGUUUGUAUAGGCGUCCACAAUUGCAUAACUUGUUCUCUCUGCCUCCAGGUCUGAGAUGCACAACAAGACAGUGAGCCAACGUUUCGGUCUGCUGCUGGAGUCCUACUGCCGGGCCUGUGGCAUGUACCUGAAGCACCUGAGCAGACAGGUGGAGGCCAUGGAGAAACUCAUUAACCUCACCGACCUCCUCAAGCAGGAGAAGAAGGACGAGGCCCAGAAGGUAACAUUUACGAUGUGAUCAAGGCCUUUCCACUUCACGCCCUAAUAUGGCAGCCUCAAUCUUUUUCGUGAUCAUGUUUUUCUUACUGUCAGUACAAGACAAAAGGACAAUGAGUUUGGAGCUGCUAUAAAGUCCCCAUUGGUCUUCAGGACUAUGGACUCCCUACACUUGCAGUAAAGUGAAGCUCUCUCUCUCUGCCCUCAGGUUCAGAUGAAGUUCCUGGUGGAGCAGAUGAAAAGGCCUGACUACAUGGACGCCCUACAGAGCUUCACCUCUCCGCUCAACCCAGCUCACCAGCUGGGAAACCUCCGGUACUGGCGCUGUUCUAACUCCGUCCCUCAACCGAGAAAGCACAGUAGACAUAACCACGAACAUCCACAUAUUCUUCUGAAUGAUUGAACAAGGAAACUAAGAAAUUUGUCCUGUGAAAUUCAGGUUUAAUGACAGGCCUUACUGUGUUCAAGAUGUUUUCUUAAAGUUAUUCUGAGUCUGUGUUGAUACAACGUUUGCCAUCUCUUUCAGCCUGGAGGAGUGCCGGAUGAUGUCAUCGGCCAAACGGCCUCUGUGGCUCAACUGGGAGAAUCCUGACAUGAUGUCAGAGCUGCUCUUCCAGAGCAACGAGAUCAUCUUCAAAAACGGAGACGGUAUAUCCCGCUAAUGCAAAACGAAUCACCCAACCCCCUUGACUCACUAUGGACACACUAGACAAUAAACAUGCUUACCGAAUCCCAUUUUGCCCUGGCAGCGAUUCAUAUUGCAUUAGUGUGAUCAAAGCUCAGACUUAUCAUCACCUUGCUAUUUCACUCUCACCUCUCUCCUUCAGAUCUGAGGCAGGACAUGCUGACUUUGCAGAUCAUUAGGAUAAUGGAGAACAUCUGGCAGAACCAGGGGCUUGAUCUCAGGUACUAGUCUCUUUUGUAGCCGCUCAGAUGAAUAGUCGAUUACAACCUUCAUGUUCUUCUCCUUGAUAGCAGGAGCCUAAAAUUAGGAGCGACUCAUCCUAUUGAUUAAACAUUGAGUCCAUUACUUUCUGUAGGAGCUGAUAAUGUAAACUCUGAACUGGAAACUAGUGUAGCCUAAAUGAGGUACGAGAAGGAGGAAUGCAGGUCGAUUGAAAGUCGGGUUGUUUUUGAAGGAAGUGAAGGGAGUCUGUAUAGCCAUUAUAUCACUCUGUUUUCUAACCCAUGAAUCAGGGAAAUGAGUUUUUACUUCCAAAUCAGAGUACUAUUGAUUAGAUCUGUAUCUCAUCAUAUUGUACUGAUCACAUCCCAGUCUCUAUGUAGGUGGAUUGAAAGUCAGGACGCAGUUCUGAUCGAACAGAAGGCAUCAAUGCAUGUGUAUCUAGAUGGAAUGAUUGGUAGAUUAAUAAGAUGUAUCGUUGAAAGACUGUAGCCAUGGUUGACCUACCUGUCAUCCUAUUGGUCGUUUUUGUCCCCAGGAUGUUGCCGUACGGCUGCCUGUCCAUCGGCGACUGCGUGGGCCUGAUCGAGGUGGUGAGGAACUCCCACACCAUCAUGCAGAUCCAGUGUAAAGGAGGCCUGAAGGGGGCGCUGCAGUUUAACAGCCACACACUGCACCAGUGGCUCAAGGACAAGAACAGGGGAGAGAUGUGAGUACUGGGCUAUAUUCCAAUAUCCACAACAGCAUAGCAUAUGUCUUAGAAUGACAUACGUCUUAGAAUGAAUGACCAGUAGGCCUUCAUUCCUUCUUUCUUCUACAUUGCUUUAUUCUAAGCGAUGCUAGGUGCUAAACGCUUAGUCAUGCUAGAUUAUGUGGUUAGAAAUAUUGGGUGCAUAUUAGGGAAUAGUCUGUCACACAUAUGGAAGGGAAAGUUAAUCCUUGAAAGGGCUAAAGUUUCCCUGAAUUGCGUUGAACUGAAUUGAGUGGAAUGUACUGUAUUCUUAUAAAAUGCCAUAUGGUUAUUGUCUUUCUUUCUUAGAUUCAAUAGGAUUGUUGUAGUUUCAUGUCUUUGGUUUAAUGACAAAGACUCAUGAAAAACCCAUUGAAAUGUGUCCAGGUACGACCAGGCCAUUGACUUGUUCACACGGUCGUGUGCGGGAUACUGCGUAGCCACCUUCAUCCUGGGGAUCGGUGACCGACACAACAGCAACAUCAUGGUCAAAGAUGAUGGACAGGUACUUCACAGACUUAGGGUUGCAAAAUGAGGGUUGUAGGGUUGCACAAUACCGGUACGUUUCUCAAAAUAAGCAGGAAAUCUGGGAAUCCUCCACCAGGAUUUCUGGAAAACCGGGGAAUUUUGGGUAACCUACCGGUAUUGUGCAACCCUACACAGACUAUUCUUUUCUCUUGACGUUCCAUGGUUAUAGGUCAACAGUUUUUGUGAUGCUCUUUGUUUUAUCUUUUCUCCUUGCAGCUAUUCCACAUAGACUUUGGCCAUUUCCUGGAUCACAAGAAGAAGAAAUUUGGCUACAAGCGAGAGCGGGUGCCCUUUGUCUUGACACAGGACUUCUUAAUCGUCAUCAGCAAAGGAACCCAGGAGUGCACAAAAACCAGGGAGUUUGAGAGGUAAAGUAUCUGUAUUUUUGUUGAUGUUAGCUUUCCUAUAAGUGAAUAUUAGGGAUUAGAUUCACUACUCUGAAGUGCAAGGCAAGUGUUUGAAUAGGCUACAUGGGGAACUCUAUUGACUUCAUUUGCUUUUAAUCGAUCUGAUCAUGAAAUUGUGUUAUAGAAUGAUAUCAUUGUUCUACUGGUAAUACAUUACAAAACAACUUUAUUAAUCCCCUCGGGAGCUGUUUUGGAGCACAGUUAUCAGCACAAAAACACAUGCUUCCUAACCCAGCUAGGUUCAACCUUUCCCAGACUAAUUGUCCCUCAUCAUUGUCCUCCCACUCCCCCAGGUUUCAGGAGAUGUGCUACAAGGCCUACUUGGCCAUCCGGCAGCACGCCAACCUCUUCAUCAACCUGUUCUCCAUGAUGCUGGGCUCCGGCAUGCCUGAGCUGCAGUCGUUCGACGACAUCGCCUACAUCCGCAAGACCCUUGCCCUGGACAAGACGGAGCAGGAGGCCCUGGACUACUUCAUGAAGCAGAUGAAUGACGCCCACCACGGCGGCUGGACCACCAAAAUGGACUGGAUCUUCCACACCAUCCGCCAGCACGCCAUGAACUAAGAGGUUCCAUAGGCCUGGAGAGUAGCAGCAACGCAGAGAAGACAAGGGCGGAUCUCUACACCAUCCGCCUGGACUGUGUGUCAGUAGAGAGACUAGAGCGAAUCUCGACACCCUCCGCCAGCUAAGCACGCCAUGAGCGGAGAUGGCAGUGCGGACAGGGCUAGCGUCCAUGAAUAUAGAUAUGAACGGAUAGAGCCGUUGGAUGAAUAGGAUAAAAUGAAAGGCUAGAACGGAUCUCUACAUUAUCAGCUAACUUCUUAUGAACUCAGAGGGAGGUGCGGAUCUGUACACUAUCUGUUAGAAGGGCGCCGACUGGAUAUUAGGGAUGCAUGGAUAGGGAAAUUACAGGCUGAUACGAUAAUCAAAUGUUCUGUUAUUUUUCCCAUAUUGGUAUGGCAAUAUGGCCAUAAAGUUUUCUCCUUGUAAAAUUAGGGGAACAACCACAAUUAAAAACAAUUGUUUUGUAAAAGUUAUGUAAUUUAAGAUGAAGGCCGAUCUAUUGUAUUAUCAGUCAAUACUGAUAUGAAGGAUGAUAUAUUGCUGUAUCGGCCAAUACCGAUAUCAAGGUCGAUAGAUCACAUCAGCUGAUAUGGUGGACGAUUUUAUAUUAUUAUUAUUAUCAUCUGAUAUUGUGUAUCCCUAUAUAGCGUACCCCAUCCACUAGUUUACUAUGAACAGAGAACAGAGUGGAUCUCUAGGCUACAUUCUGCUAGCACGCCAGGACAC